Messenger RNA from Belonocnema kinseyi, 3212 nucleotides. RefSeq lists its product as uncharacterized. Bases 1485 to 3212 code for a protein of 575 amino acids. The record is from RefSeq and is a predicted model, not a curated record. Lineage: Eukaryota; Metazoa; Arthropoda; Insecta; Hymenoptera; Cynipidae. The transcript is spliced from 4 exons.
UUCUUACGUGCGUUAUGCAUUCACCAAUCUGAUUAAUUUUUCUUCAUUACUUGCAAAAUUCGUUAAGAGUUUUUUUUUUGAGUGUCAAGCAAUUUUAAAAUGUGAAAGUGCUUUCGGUUUAUGAUAGUGUUUUGUUGCUUAAGGAUCCUCUGACGAUCUUUUACUGAUGAGUUUUUUGUGCCACCAAUUUUUCUUCUUGGAUUAAUUUUAACUUCCACUGACCUUAGAUUCACCGGGAUAGGAAUCCCCAACGAACUUGGAUUAGAUCGGAUUAAACAGAUUAGUUCUGUUACAGAUUCCGGAAUUAAAUUGGUUUAGAUGAAUAGAGAUUUUUGUAACCGAAAAUGUUGCCUCGGGAGUCUGCGAAUUUUUCCAUUCUCAAAGUUCUAACUUGAUGGAUCCUGGAUUUGAGAGCUCCUAUCAUGUCACGUCUUUUGGAUAACAAUAAUGUACAACAGUUUUAUUUUGGAACAAUUUUUAUUCAAAAGUAAUUUUUGAGAAAAAAAUUUCUUGGAUAUAAAUAAAAACAUUAUUGAAACAGAUUAAUGAGAUUUCUAAAUUUGUGUUUAACAUUUUAUCUGGCAAUUUUCUGCAAAAAAAGGAAGCGCAUCCUCCAAACAAAAUAGAGUUUACACUCUACUUUUGAGAUCUGAAAUUCGAAAUGGAAAUAGAAAAUUUAGGUGUCGCAGAUUUCUCCUGCGAGAGGUUGAAUGACAUCUCUCAGUUUCAUACACCACUCGAUAUACGAAACGCACCGAUUACUUCUGAUUCAGUGAUAACGGUGCUCUAGUCUAGUGUAUUUGAAUCGAUAAUAGGAAAUUUCAUAUGCAAAAGAUGACACAUGAGUUGAGAAACCCACCUCCUUUUCCAAAAAGUUUUUGAUGAUUAUAUUUGAGAAAAGGUGAAUCGGGCGACAAAAAGAGGUUUCGCAAAAAAAAUUGUACACAAAUUUCUAAUUGCAUUUCCUAGCGUGGCCAAGCCUUCGUUUCUCGAAAUGGGGUCGUUUCUCGAUAGAAAGGAUACGCAUGGGUCCUCCUCAGUAAGGUCGCAUUUUUCUCAUUAGCGCUAUUGUAUUUUACAUUUAGUGUAUAAGCGACUUCCAGAUAUACUCGGCUAUAUAUUUCUGCGUUUCCUGUGAGCGUUUAUAUGUGAAUCUGCCUUGGAAAGUCGUGCAGGUGCGUGAUCAGGGGAGCGCUCUAUUGAGUUUUACUUUGCUGCACUCUUUGAUUUUGGUUUCUCUGUGAUCUACAUUGGUUAAUUCAUCCACAUCAAAUUUGAAAUUGGAUUUAAAACGGGACGUGACUGGUAAAGGAAUUUUAAUGAAAAUAGAACAUAUCUGGGGCACACACUUAGAAACUUUACGGAAAAUUUGGGAGAUUAUACUCAAACUCUAUCUUGUUCUGAGCACUAAUCGGAAUAAAUGUCUCAUUGAAGCAAAGAAGGACAGGGAGAAGAUUAAAGAUCGAUUCGAAUGAUAAUAGCAGAUGGAAAAGGUAGUCGCGAUGACCGUCUCUCCGCCACUGCCGGCCAAGAACCAGACCCGAGACAUGAACAAGGCUCGCCAGCCUGUGUCAAUCCAGAGUGCUUCCACUCCUUCGUCUCUUCUUUCUGAGAAGGCUAAAGCAACGGUAUUCAUAGGUGGUAGCGCUCCUGUUGUGGAUUCCACUCCAAGCAGGAGCAAAGUCCCGGAAGUGCAAUCGGCGAACGGCCGCUGGCAGAAGACUAUCGAGAAUACUAAUCAUCAUCAGGAGCAGCAGGCUACACAUGUGGUAAAAAUAAGGAUUAACCCUAGUGAUAAAAACGGAAAAGUCAUAUCUACUGUGCGACUUAAUCUGGACAACAACCCUGUGACUGAAAUACAAGACGGUUACAAAGAUUCAGAAAAGAACGGUGACGGACAUUCAGGAAAGAACAGGUACGGAAAUCCAGGAAAGCAAAAUGGUAUUGUGGUGGUAUGUGCUACGAAAGAUCUGAUGAAGGAUUACGCGAGUGUCGAUAGUUGUGUGCGAAUAAAUGUUAACUGUAAGGAUGGUAUCAACGAAAAGGGGUCACUCCAUAAUCAGAAAGACGAUAUGGUUCAACGUGGUGUUAAUGAAGGACUCAAUUCGACCCUUGACAACGGUUCAACCAGUUUCUACUAUGGAUCAUUCCGGAGUUCGCUGGCAAUGGUCAUGACGAGCGGACAGUGUUCUCCGUCAGAUACCUUAGAUAGUGGAACCUGUAGUGAUUUGGACGGAACGCCGCCUCCACUCCCGAAAAAGAAUUCAAGUACAAUUAUUCUGGGUGGUGAUCAUAGGGCUUCCUCAGCAGCUCCAUGUUGCACACAUAAUAGAACCGGAAGCUUGGCGAACAUUGGAGCGGAGGCUGAGAGUGAUGACAAUUCGAGCUUAGUUCUUCUGGGUAGCGAACCUGCUGCUCAUCACGAAGCUGCUAAAGCUCCGUGUUACAAACACAUCCAUAACAGAACUGGAAGCUUGACGAGCAGUGGAGCGGAGGUUGAGAGCGAUGACAAUGAAAGUAACAUUAGUUGCGAUUCUCUCAAUGGUAGAGAGGUAGACGAUAUCCGGGUGAACGGGAAUAGUACGGACGUCGACCUGGCGAACUACUACUCCAAGGACACUCAAUCUGAGAGAAGGGCAAGCAAACCAAAAAAAUUAGAAAUUCUGGUGAAAGAUAACUCUUACCUCAGGACUAACUAUUUAGCUCCUCUCUCAAACUCAUUUACCAGAGUCUCGACAAUUUCUCCUAUUUCGGGAACUUCUGCCCUUUCUAAAGCCUCCACAACUUCGAGAGACCAAAGUCCAAACCUUGGGGAGAGUUCUACAGUGCCUUCAUCGCCAAUGGUAAAGGAGUACACCUACGAGGAGAGAAAACAGGAACAAGAGAGGUUCGAGAAGAAAUACGCGGAUACGAAUUACUAUGCCAACUACAACCGAAUGUUGGGCGCCAAAUAUGUUUACGACGACGACAGGUUUUACAAGUUUCACCUGAACGAGCGCUUUUGCGAUGAGAAGAAGACGUCAGAGUUGAAGGUGAACGGAGAGGGCGAGGGUGAGAGUGAUAAUAAGGAGAAUGAUGAAUAUUUUACCGGAUACAAGAUUCCGGAAAGAGAAGCCAUACGUAGUACUAAAGGGACCGUGCGAGGAGUUAAGAAUAGUGUGCGAGCUGGGAUCGCUACCUUCCUUCAGAAACCAUCGACCAAGGUUUGUUAA